Habropoda laboriosa is the source of this 2652-nucleotide messenger RNA. Its product is annotated as fanconi-associated nuclease 1-like. Gene Ontology annotation, cellular component: nucleus. Gene Ontology annotation, biological process: interstrand cross-link repair. Lineage: Eukaryota; Metazoa; Arthropoda; Insecta; Hymenoptera; Apidae. The annotation marks the transcript as partial. The transcript has 6 exons. The record is from RefSeq and is a predicted model, not a curated record. Gene Ontology annotation, molecular function: 5'-3' exonuclease activity; 5'-flap endonuclease activity; flap-structured DNA binding.
UUGUGAUAUUAUAACAACAGCAGAACAAUGUCACAGCAAACACGAAUUGAUCAGUUUUUUAAAUCAGUUGGUACUAAGUAUGCAUCAAAUUCUGUUAAUAUUAACAAUAAUGGAAAGUCAAAAAGUUUGUACACAAAAGAAGUAUAUACACAAAAUAAAAUGGAAAAGAAGAGUAAGAAAGCAUGUGUUUCAUUGCCACAACAUACUAAAGAAUUUGACACUAUACAGGAUUGUUUGAUUAUAUAUGAAAAGAUCCAUAAAGCAUAUGAUGAUACUUCGGAAAAUGAUAUAGAAAUAAUUGAAUGUAAAGAUGUAUCAGUGUUGGAAGAAACCUCACAAAAUAUACUUGAUGCAAAAUGUAUACCAUGUUCAUCAUCAGAAGCUAUUACAAUGACUAAAGUUAAUGAAAUUUGUUUGGAAACACCAACACAUAUAUUGAAGAAACCAAGAACUUCUAACGAAAAUAACGUUUCAUUAACAAAUAAUAAUAGUCCUCCUACACCAAUGAGUUCAAGAAGUAGUUCUAAAGUAGCAUCUGGUAGAUCUCCAGAAGCUAUUGUAAGAAAUAGACCAUUUAGUGAAAUUAUAAAUGAGAUUGCAAUUCAAGCUAUUGAAAAUAUGAAUUUAGCACAGCAAGGUGCUAUUCCAUUACAUAAUUUCAAUUUAGAGGAAAUUUAUUCCAGAAGUACAUUUAAUUAUCAAUAUAAUAGUAUAAAUAGUCAGACUUCACUGAAGUAUAAAGUAAGUGAUAUAUAUUUAUGCGGUGAUUUACAUUCACAAGUUUUACUUGCUACCAUUUUCAGUGUAUUUUCUAAUCCUAUUAAUUGUGGUUAUUUUGAUGAAAGUGAUUUGGACUUUAUAUAUUCCAUAAUCACACUUCCUAUAAAUGCUCAAAUGUUAUUAGCUCGUAUGAUAAAAAGGAAAAGAUCAUGGUUUAGAAGCAGUAAUAUAAAGUAUCCAGAAGUAGAAGAAAUAAGCGAUGUAAAAGAUGCUUUUAAUGUUCUUGUUAAACAAUCUAUUUGUACAUUUGAUAUUAAAAGAGAAAACUUAUCUACAAUACUUGAAUUAUUGCAAGUUGAUGAAAUUCGUCAUGUUUGUCAGAAGAUGAAGAUUCAUUUUAAAGGAAAUAAAAAAAAUAAUAUACAAAAACUAUUGCAAUUGUCAAAAAAGAAACCUUUGUUUCCUGGAGUAAAGGGUCCAAACAGUUCUUUGUAUGCUUCUAUCUUUGAUAUGCUGGGUUAUUGUGUAUGUAUAACUAGCAGAACAUGGGACAUUCUAUAUAGAAUCAUAGUUUUAUUAAUACCAAAUGAAGAUCCAAAAAAUACUAUUGCAGAUAUAUUUUUUAAGUUACGUAAAAUUUAUUUAGAAAAUAUGAUAUAUCCAAAUAUUCCUGGACAUUAUUUUCCAGUAUUUUCUAACAAGUUGCAUUUAAUAAGCUAUAUCAAGGUCAAAUCUAUAUUGUCUGCAACAUUACACCAUAAGGAACAAAAAGAUUGGAAGAAGGUACAAAGCUGUGGUGAUUCAGCUAUGGAUACAUUGUCUAAAUUAUUAAAAUCUGAAACAUUAAGAUUAAAACAUUCUGUGCUUCCAAUACAUGUACAACGUUAUAUGCCAGGAUACGUAUGGAUAAAAAUACUUUCCACAUGCGUAGAUGCGUUUAAAAAAGAUAAAGAUAAAAACCGAGUGGUGGAAGUCUUAAAUUUCUUAUUACAGCAAAAUUGUUAUAUGAAUGAAUACAAAGGAAGGUGGUAUAGUGAAUUAGCCUUAAUUGAAAUGUUUUACAAUAAAAAUGACGAAAAACUUAUCUCAAUUGUAACCCAUGCCUUAAGCACAGAAACUUUGACACAAGUAGAUAAAGUAAAUCUCAUAGAAAGGGUACAGAGAAUUGUUAAGAAGAAAACUGCAGGACAAUCAAUUAAAAGAGCCUCUAUAGAUAUAUUAUCAAGUAAUAUUUCUGAAAUGCCCAAAUAUGAAACUGCAACCAUUACUAUAACUGCUGCAUCAAUGUUUAGAAAUUCUGCUGGAAAGAAAAGUGUUUGGUGUAUAGAGAAUAACACUGAAGGUCAAAGUUUUGGGUCAGUGGAAACUGUUGCAUUACAUCAUUACAAACAACAUGGGUUUCCUAAUGGAGUGCAUUGUGAGGGUGCAUUACCAAUUAUUUUAUUCUUUACUCUGUUCUGGGAAGAAUUAUAUAGUAUACAUGUUCCUGGAACAUUUGUAACACCAUAUCAAGAGGCACCAAGUGACUUAUUUACGAUAAAAUUUUAUGAAAAUAGAAAAGAAAGAAUAGAUACAAAAUUUCAGAUUAUUGGUAAUUUUAAUGCUGAAUCAUUUGCCUCUUGGAUGCAAGAGAAAUUCAUAAUAUGUAAACAGUAUCAAUCAUUAAUGUCACAAAAUCUGCUGUAUGUAGCACAACUAAAGGUAGAUAUUUUAUUGAUAUAUCAUAUAUUAUAAAAUAUAACAAUAUGCAGCCAAAAAUCAUUUUNUCUACAAAAGGUAUUUUUUAAAUUACUAAAUAUAUACUUUAUCUUAAAGUGCAAAAUCGUUGAAGUUAAAGGCCCCGGGGACGACUUUUCGGGAAAGCAAUCCCUAUGGUUGGAAUAUCUCGAAAAAGUCGGCCUCAAUACCGAAGUAUGUUUAGUGCAAGGUAAA